AAAAGAAUAUUGACGAUGCUGAGCUAUGGAAAGUGCGUUUAUGAAGUUCAGUCUGCCAUUUCCAACAUGGCGGCCCAGGGCGAAAGCAGCGUGGCUGGAAACUUUUUGAGUUUUAAUGGGGCACAAAACGGAUUGAAUCAAGGUAGCAAAAAAAGGAAACGAGUCAACAAAAAUAAAAAGAAAAGCUGGAAUAAGCACAGUGAUAUUAACGACGUAGAGGAAUUUCUCGAUGAUGUGCGCCUUCAGCAACGGACUCUGGGAGGCAUACUAUCAGAAAAGUCAGAUGACAGCUUGUUCUUCCUAGACACUGGAGAUGAAAAGAAAGAUUUGAGAUUGAACAAAAGAAAGAACAAACCACUGAAGAUAGAUCUCAUCCUGCAACCUGAUUCUCAGAUUCCUGCCCCCAAAGAUAUUUUAUCUUACCAGCAACCCAAUGCAAAAAAGCUCCGUCGGAUUGCUAUUCGUGCAAAGAAAUUAGAAGCCCAAGGAGUGCUGCCAAGAUCACAAAGGCUACUACUAGCACGGCUCAAGAAUCCUCCUACAAGAAAUGCUGGACAACAGCUGCCUGGCAAUGAUCCAGGGAGGUGCUUCUUUGAUCUCUGGGGUGACACGGAAGGUGAAGCACCAAAGGAAGAUCCCUUUUACUUAGAACAGACAAAAAGGAAGCAAGUUGCACGUCCACGCCGACUUAAUAUCAAGCCUUCAGCUUUGCCACCUGUGGAAAUUCCUGUGGCGGGAGCAUCUUACAACCCAGAUUUUGAGUCUCACCAGUCCUUACUGCUUCAGGCACAUGAAGUGGAAGUGAAGAGGCAGAAAGAAGAAGAUAGGCUACAGCGACAAUUGGCUGUGCCACCCGAGGCUGUUGCCACUGAAGAAACUAAAUUCACUGAGCAACUUGAAGGACUGCUAGAGGAAGAUGAAGAAUCUGAAACAGAAAAAGAUGAUGCACCAGGGAAAGGGGCAGAAGCUGAAGCUGAAGCAAAAGAGAAAAAAACUGAAAAAGAAAGGAAACGAGAAAGACUUUUACGAGAGAUGAAAAUGCACAGUAUUGCCCAACGGAAAGCCAAGGAUCACAAGCAAGAGCUUUUUCGACUUCGCUCAAUCAAGGCUGAAUUGCGUAAAUCUGAGGAGGUUACAGCACAGAGGCAACAAAAGCGUAGGGAUAAGAAGGAUGCAGAAGUUACAAAAACCAAAAGACUUGGCCGACUGAAAUAUCAGGAUCUUGAUUUGGAUGUCCAGCUAAGUGAUGAGAUUUCAGGAUCACUCCGGAAAUUAAAGCCAGAGGGCAGUAUCUUAAAGGAGAGAUUCAAGAGCCUGCAGAAGAGAAACCUCAUAGAGCCAAGAGAGAGAGCAAAGUUCAAACGAAAAUACAAGUUGAAGUAUGUAGAGAAGAGAGCAUUCAAAGAAGUACAGUUGUAACUUUUAUUGUGUACAGAUGACUUACCACUCCCGGAAAGACUCUCUGCAGCCACACUAAUAAAUGUUUUGUAAAAAGGUGUUUGCUGUUCCAUACAACAUAGAAGUUCUUCUGCACAUUUGACUUCCUGUAUUUUCCCCCAAGUGGCUGAUUUCACAAUUGCCCCUUACCUGCAGUUUUCUUUAUUUUCAAGUUUUGGUUUUUCAUGCCAAUGACAAAUGAUCUUUUUCAGACAGAAUGAUGAAUGGAAAGUGUCUGUGUUGAAUAUAUACAGGAAUCAGAGGAAACUUCUUGUUUUUUGUUUUAUGUAAUAUAUGAUAAAAACAAAAUAAAGAUUCACUUUCUCCCUUUGCCCCUUGUUAGGGAAACCAGUACUUGUGAUUUAUGUUUUCUUUUUUGGAUGUCCAGCUUUAGCUUAAAGGGAAAACUCAAAAGACAACUUUCUUUCAGCUGUAAUGCAAGUGAGACAAAAUAUGCUUCUUUAACAUGAGGGGAAUUUGGGAGAAGGAAUUACCUAAGGGAAUGAGCAGUUCCAGCUGGCUUCAGCUUUUGGGAAAAUAAUGGACUUGGAACAACUUGUUCACUGCUAGGGAAGAGCAAAAGAUGAGACACCUUAUGAGCUUAGAUAUUAGGUUCACAGGAAAAAUAAAAAAAAACUGCCAUGGCUAGCUCAACUGUAAAGGAUUAAUUGCAAGUGAGUCUGUGUGUAUAAUUUCUUUUUAUGUUUAGCAUUAUUUAUGCUUGUUUGGAAAUUUUUCCCGUGGAAAGAGUUCUUGUUUAUCCCCAUUCUAUAUGCUGAGCUCAGGGCUGUAAUACAUGAGACCUGACUCAAUGUUUUUUUUGUCAUCUCGGACUUGUCUUGGACUUUAAGGUAUUUGUACUUAGACUUGGCCACUGGUCUCGCCAAAUAAUAUUGUCAGUGGUCUCGAAUCGACA
Molecule: messenger RNA, 2353 nt
Organism: Polypterus senegalus (gray bichir)
Lineage: Eukaryota; Metazoa; Chordata; Cladistia; Polypteriformes; Polypteridae
Gene: nop53
Product: NOP53 ribosome biogenesis factor
Exons: 13
Coding region: 16-1419 (467 amino acids)
Biological process (GO): ribosomal large subunit assembly; rRNA processing
Cellular component (GO): nucleolus
Molecular function (GO): 5S rRNA binding
Source: RefSeq, a predicted model, not a curated record